Symbiodinium sp. CCMP2456 is the source of this 1193-nucleotide messenger RNA. The record is from the annotation of a GenBank genome assembly. NCBI's taxonomy places the organism in Eukaryota, Dinophyceae, Suessiales, Symbiodiniaceae.
AUGGAAACCUUCAGACACUGCCAGCUCCAAGAGAACAAAACCAUCCUUGGAUCCAGGCAUGUGGUGCUACAAGGGCACUGCAGCGGACGCAUUGCUGUCCGCAUUGGCUUUGUAGUGGCCGCAAAGAUCGAUCGUGCGUCAGUUAAUAUUUCAACACUUCUGACGUUGCUCGAAGACUUCAAGAGCACAGUCUUCAUUCCUGACCUUCAGCGCGCCCUACGUCAUGAGGAGGCCGAACUGCAACUGGAGCAUUUGGUUGCUAUUAAACGAGAAGCCCGAGCAGUGUCAGAUGUGGCUGCUGUUGGGCGGCUUCAGCAUGGAGUGAACAGCCCCGUUGAUGUUUGCACUUUAUCUUCGGCCAAGCAUAACGUGUUCGUACGAGUCGAAGUCUACACAGGAUUGCGCUGUUCUGUAUUGCACUGGCUGCAAGACAGCUUGGAGCAGCGACGAACACGAUGCAGUUUGCCACCGGAUCCUGUUCGCCUGGUGUCCUUUUUGCUGACUUACGUCAUGGAUUUGCGGUCUCUAGAAGAGGCUGGAGCGGGACAUCCGGAUCCACACGCUGGCAACAUCGUGCUGCGAAGAAGAGGCAAGUACGUAUGGACAGAUCUUGGCAGCUCACAAUCCAUGCUGGUGACGAACAGGGUGCAUGUAUUUCAACAGUAUAUGAUUGACAUGGUCAGCCUUGCUUCACAUGUUGUCAGGCACCCCACUGCUCGGGAAGUCCUGGUGGCCUUCUCCAGCGCAGCUCGCCAGACAACCAGUACACCAUUGCAGCUGUGCCGAAACGUUCUCGCAUCCAGUCUGGCAGCGCUCCAACAGGGAAGGGCAGAUUUUAACGAUGAAGUGAUCAAGGAGGUCGGAGUCGCCAUAUUCAGGGAUGACCUGUCCAACCUGAAAGCGCGUAUUGACAGGAUGAGUCAAGGCUCAGAGUCAUCCGUCGUCUGGGUGCGGGAGCUGAUCCGCAAGGAGUUGGAGCCGGUGGGCAAUGGGUUCCAAGUGAAAGGAACUUUGGCUAACGUGGAUGACCUGAAGAAGGCAAUCGAUCCUUCUAUGUCUCCGCUGCAGGCUUCGAAGAUCCAGAUUUUCAGCCGAGAGGACGGCGAGUGGAAGCAAGAGGAAGAAGAUGCCGAAGUCAACCGUGGUGCUACGAAGCCUGACAGCUACGGUUUCGUCCUGCCCGACGUCAGCUA